AUGGGGAAAAAUAAAAAGACUCAUCUGACUCACGCAGAGAUCUGGGACGACGCUGCUCUUGUCCAGUCUUGGGAUGAUGCUGUUGAAGAAUACGAGGUAAGUCACGGCACCCUCAGUGCACGUGACCUCCAGUUAACCUGGUGGCAGCUCUAUCACAGUGUACAUGCCAAGGGUGAAAAUCUUGAAGAGGUUCUGAAAAAAGCAGAGGAAUCUGGUACUAUCGAUGAUGUUCAAGUUGCCGACAAGCCCGAUGGCACGGUCGCAGAUGAUCAUGCUGUCCAGCCUAAGGAUGAAGAUAUCUCGAUGAAUAUUGACGAGCAACCUUCCGUAUCUAGCAACGAGCCUGCUGUUGAGUCUGUGGCCACCUCUGGUCCCGGUGUUUCUACUGCUCAUGCAUCCAUGCCUCACGCCGUCAUGGCAAAUGAUGAGACUUUGAAGAACCUCAUGAUGUCGUGGUACUAUGCGGGAUACUACACUGGCCUCCAUGAGGGCCAGCAGCAGGCAAGCCGCAAGUAG
Penicillium bovifimosum is the source of this 516-nucleotide messenger RNA. RefSeq lists its product as uncharacterized. The record is from RefSeq and is a predicted model, not a curated record. The coding region runs from base 1 to 516 and encodes 171 amino acids. Lineage: Eukaryota; Fungi; Ascomycota; Eurotiomycetes; Eurotiales; Aspergillaceae. The transcript has 3 exons.